GAUGAAAGCUCUGGACUAGAUCAUAGUCCAUCAACAGGAAGAUUCAAGAAGCCGUCAAGGACUCAAAAAGGAAAUAUGGCGUGCCCAAACUAUGGCAGCCUAAGCAAGGCUCAACUCACCUUUGAGUACCUGCACACAAAUUCGACAACUCAUGAGUUCUUAUUUGGAGCCUUGGCUGAGCUUGUUGAUAAUUCAAGAGAUGCUAAUGCCACACGAAUAGACAUUUAUACAGAAAAAAGGACAGAGUUGCGGGGUGGCUACAUGUUGUGUUUCCUGGAUGAUGGAAUUGGAAUGGAUCCCAAUGAAGCAAUGCAUGUUAUUCAUUUCGGAAAGUCAAACAAGAGGUCACCUGUGUCCACUCAGAUUGGACAGUAUGGAAAUGGACUGAAAUCUGGCUCUAUGCGUAUUGGAAAAGAUUUAAUCUUAUUCACAAAAAAAGGAAGUUCACUGACUUGCCUUUUCCUGUCAAGGACAUUUCAUGAAGAAGAAGGGCUGGGUGAGGUGAUUGUUCCCUUACCUUCCUGGGAUCUCAAAACAAAGGAGCCUCUGACAUCUGACCCAGAGAAGUAUGCCAUAGAGACAGAGCUGAUCUUCAAAUAUUCACCUUUUAAAAACAAACAGCAGCUGAUGGAGCAGUUCAACAAAAUAGAAAGCAGCAGUGGGACCCUUGUGAUCAUUUAUAAUCUGAAGCUGAUGGACAACAGAGAACCAGAGCUCGAUGUAGAGACGGAUCGUCAAGACAUUCUCAUGGCUGGGACACCUGCAGAAGGAGUGAAGCCAGAGAGGAGAUCAUUCAGAGCGUAUGCUGCUGUUCUGUACAUUGACCCACGGAUGAGGAUUUUCAUACAGGGACACAAAGUCAGGACUAAAAGACUGUCAUGUUGCCUUUAUAAACCAAGGGUUUAUAAAUACUCCUCGACUCGCUUUAAAACUCGAGCAGAGCAAGAAGUCAAGAAAGCAGAUCACCUUGCAAAAAUUGCUGAGGAAAAAGCCAGAGAGGCUGAAAGCAAACGCAUGGACUUAGAGGCCAGAUUAGGAGACGAUAUUUCGAAAGAUUCCCGGGUGAUUUUGAGAAAGGUUCAUGAUUCAGCCAUGAUGCUGCAACGUGAUGCUGACAUGAAAAAAAGGAUUCUUGAAGCCAAACAGAAAGCCUUAAAGGAGCCCAAGGAAUUGAAUUUUAUAUUUGGAGUGAACAUUAAACAAAGAGAUCUGGAUGGGAUGUUUGUGUACAACUGCUCCCGUCUCAUUAAAAUGUAUGAAAAGACAGGGCCGCAGCUGGAAGGUGGCAUGGCCUGUGGGGGUGUUGUUGGUGUAGUGGAUGUUCCAUAUUUAGUUCUAGAGCCGACUCACAACAAACAGGACUUUGCAGACGCUAAAGAGUAUCGCCACUUGCUCAAAUCCAUGGGAGCGCAUUUAGCUCAGUACUGGAAAGAUACAAAUAUUGCCCAGAAAGGCAUAGUGAAGUUCUGGGAUGAGUUUGGAUACCUUUCUGCUAGCUGGUCUGCACUGCCAUCAUCAGAGCUGAGAUACAAGAGACGCAGAGCCAUAGAGAUACCAAUUACUAUUCAGUGUGAUAAAUGUUUAAAGUGGAGAACAUUGCCGUUCCAGAUGGACACUGUAGACAAACGCUACCCAGACAGUUGGGUUUGUCUCAUGAACCCUGACGGCAAUCAGGACAGGUGUGAUGCCCCUGAACAGAAACAUAAUUUCCCUGUUGGUGUUCUGAAAAAAGAAAAGGUGACAGUGGAAGACAAACAGAAAGAGCUGGCAGAGAAAAUCAGACAGCAGCAGGAGAAACUGGAGGCCUUGCAGAAAACCAGCACCAUCAAAUCUGCAGCAGAUGUCAAAAAGCUACUACUUAACGUCAGCAUGAAACCAACCGAGAAUACUUUUCAGGCAACAAGAUCCUCAGACAGACCCACACGAACCCGUUCACCACCACUUCCAGCCCACCUUAAAAAUGCCCCUAGUGACCCUCCAGCUCGUGCUUCCUUACUGCGACCCACCCGUGCAGCUGCUGCACCUCCACCACCUCCAAAAGUGGAACAGUCAAGAUCAAAAGCUGUGUCAAAGACUCCACCUGCUCCAGCAAAGUCUGCACCCAAAACUUCUGCCAAAACACCUCCACCAACUCGCAGCUCGAGGACUCCGGCCAAAUCAUCACCUGCCAGAGGAGCAGCUGCUGGACAACGCAGGAGAUAUGUAGAGCAAGAGGAAAGUGAUGAAGAGGAGGAAGAAGAAGAAAAAGAAGAAGAGAGUGAAGAGGAAGAACCACAGACAAAGAAAUCAAAGAUGGCAGCAGCUGGUGGGAAAGUGUUAGAAAAAGCUUCGCCUCCCAAACGCGAAAAGUUGGAUGAGGUUAAAACAUUAUUCCAGGCUGCGAAAAAUAGAGUGUCUACUCCCACACGGCAAACACUAAACACAGCGAGCCCUGCUCCUAAAUCUGUUCCCAUUGAACAGCAUGGUGCUAAAGAUAAGGCACUCAACAAGGCUCCACAGCCAGAGAAUGACAGUAAAAAUGCUCAAAAAGAUAAUGGUCUUCUGGUUGAAGUACGUGUCAAUAAGGAGUGGUUCACAGGCGAAGUUAUUGCUGUGGAGACCAAUAAACAAAGCAUUCGUUGGAAAGUUAAGUUUGAUUAUGUGCCUCGGAACAUGGCCAAAGACCGAUGGGUGUUUAAGGGUAGUGAUGAGGUUCGGUUGAUGCGACCGCCAUCUCCAAUCUGUCAGACACCAGACACACAGCAGGAGACUGAGAAAGGUCCAGCACCUAUGGAACCAGACACAACUCAGCCAGGAACCAGUCGAGCAGUGACGGACAGCCUGGUCACAAUGUUAAGGACAAUGCUGCGUUACUUUUUUCCUCCUGCUUUCCGGAUCCCCAAAGAUGUUGUCAACAGCAUGACAGCAGAGGAAUUGGUGUCCUUUCCUUUGAAAGAAUAUUUCCAACAAUAUGAAUCUGGCCUGCAGUCUUUGUGUAACUCCUACCAGAGCAGAGCUGAUGCCAGGGCCAAGGCUGUGGAGGAGAAGAACCACAGCACAGAGGUCAAACUGAAGGAGGCAGAUGAGAAACUACAGAAACUGCGAACCAACAUUGUAGCACUUCUACAGAAAGUACAAGAGGACAUUGACAUAAACACAGAUGAUGAGCUUGAUGCCUACAUAGAGGAUCUUCUGACCAAGGGUGAUUAAAAAGACAGAAGAGAAACAAUGAAAACAAGAGAACAUGCACAUUAACAGAUUUCAAGUUCCAUCAUGACUAUUACAAACUGACUUGAGUUGACCUAUGCUAACAAGAAGAGUUCACCAGGAGUAUUUGUGUGUAUUUUUAACAUUGAUCCUUUUAAAUGUUAGAUGAUAAAUCAUACAUUUGAUCUCAGUGUUUUGACAGCAACACUAUACUCUUGAGUUGAUGUUCUCUAAUGGAUCUAUGGUCUUGACUAGUAACUCCUACGGGCCUGAGGUUUUUAUUUUAGAUUUUUAUAUACAUACAUGCUACAAAACCCUAUGUCAUUGUGUAUUCAGGCCUUGCUGUCCUGAUGAGCCUUGAAACUGUUUUCUAGGUUCAUUAGAAUUUCAUCUUAAUUUAUAGCCAACUGUUUGUCUUAUUAACAGCACACUACACUUAUUUGUCAUAUGUUUAUUGUCUCAUGUGUGAGAAUUGGACGAUUUACUUAAACAUUAAGUUUAUGUGGGCUGAGCAACAAGCUGCUACAUUUGCCUAAACAUUUAUUUUUAUUUUAUUAAGUGUUGCCCAAAACACUCCUCUACUAUGGCAUGCUGUUAAGCAAUUUGUAUCAUAUUUGAUACAUUGGGUCACAAUGCUCAAAGAUUAUUUUUUCCUGAACAAACAAAAACAUAAUAAAACACAAACAAAUCUAACAAA
Molecule: messenger RNA, 3883 nt
Organism: Cynoglossus semilaevis (tongue sole)
Lineage: Eukaryota; Metazoa; Chordata; Actinopteri; Pleuronectiformes; Cynoglossidae
Product: MORC family CW-type zinc finger protein 2A-like
Exons: 27
Coding region: 76-3189 (1037 amino acids)
Cellular component (GO): nucleus
Molecular function (GO): zinc ion binding
Source: RefSeq, a predicted model, not a curated record